AAAAAAAAAAAGCAAUGAGACAUGGGAUAACAGAGUACAAUCCAGUACCUCAGUACCUGGUUGUCCAGCUUAGCUAGUCCUUGCUGUGGGCCAAACAGGGAGAGUUGGCUGAUAUCCCCAUGCUCUUCUUAUAUGCCCAUCCUGUAGAGGCUUGACCCAUAAGUCCUCUAUCCUAGGUGUCCUGCUGCAUGUGGGGGUGCCCUUCACUGUGGCAGAUUUUCUGCUUUCAGUUCAUCAACAUGGAGAGGAUGAUCCUCUGUUUUUACUGCUUACUUUGAUCAGAGGUCUGUGUGCCUCUAAGCCAUGUAAGUUGCUUUUGCCAAGAUGAGGAAGUGGAAUAAGACGCUAGUUCCUUGAGGAGGCUCCUGACAGAUGCCCUUUGGCAGACCAUACCACAGCCUGGACAGGCAGCCACAAUGGUCCUUGCCCUUGCUUGGCAUUCUGUGGUGGUCCUGCCCUUCUCCAUGCAUGCCUAUAGGUCUGCUCUGGUAUGUGAAGGUUGGUGGGCUGACUAUGUGCCUGCUGAAUCUGGCAAAUAAACGUCACCCUGCAAAGCCUCUGGCCACCCUCUUGCCUUUGCUUCCUCUGUCCUACCGAGGAGGAGUCCCUAGAAGGCAAUGGGAGGGGAGAGUCAGAUAAGGUUCAAAGGUAGUGACUGAUGCUCAGUGGAUUUUUGGGGCUGAAAGUGAAGGUCACUCACCAGCAUAUUCCUUCAAGGUGGUUGUGGGGAUCCCUUGGACUCUGCAAAUCCAUGUGGGUGGUGAGUCCUGGGUUAGAUUUGAACCAAGGGAUAACCCCUGGGUUGAGAGUUUAAGUAGGAGUUGCUGUUCCAACUCUGUUGACGAAGGAGCCUUUGUCUUAAUUUGGGGAUAGAACUGGAACCCACUCACGGCCAACCACCACAGGGACAGAGUUUGCUUAUGUCCAAAAUAGAGCUGGGAGGAGUGUAGGUUGGGCAUUUCACAGAAGUUCUGUGCUGUGUGUUGAUUCCUACUUCCUGUGAAUACCUGCGCUUUCUAUAUAUGCCCAAAAGAUUUUGCUCUGUCUUCUGCUGGAGCAGAUCAGCUUUAUAAUAUGGGGUUCUGCAUAAGAUUUCUGGGCAGAGGGAGUCAUAUUGCAAAAAAAUAGCAUGAAGAGCUAUUUAUUUAUCAGAUGGGCCUCAAAGAACUCACCAGGGUUACUGUUUUCUCAGGGAGGACCUCAAAGAUAACUUCUCUGAUGUGGGAAUAAUAAAAAGGGUUAGUCCCUGGUCCUUGAAGUAUCUCUUGUCUCCAAAAUUGCAACCUUACUACAGUUCCAGGCAUGAUGAAUCCUGGGAGGUCUAAAUUGGGGUACUGACACUAGUAACUCCAAACCUGGGUAUUAUGUCUUACUUGAAUAAAACCAAGGGUAACAUAAGGGUGUUCUGAGUUGGGACCCAUGUGUCCGUCUUGCCAAGAUUACCUGUAACCGAAGGCUGACAGCAUGGGGCUUUAUAUUAUUUGGGGAACUACGAGGUGCCAGCACUCGGUCCAGCUCUGCCCAGAGCCCUGGGGGGCCCAUCGGGACCAUCAUCCCCAUUCCCUUGCGGCUGCAGUCUUGACUGUCCUGAAGCGCAGAAAGAAGAGGUGUGGAGCCCAGGCUCCGCCCACUUCGUGGCAGCUAUAGCUUGGGACUAUAACGCCUGGCUUUGCCCAGAAAGGUCCAGCUGGCAGCGUCGUGCUUUCCACCUCAAGCCAACGGAGCGGCUCCAGUCCUCUAGAGACGCUUGACAGCUACAACACUGUCCCAGCAUCCUCUACAGACUGUGGGCCACUAGGCCCCGCCCCCUGAGGAUUUGUCCAAUCAGGGCUAGAAGUAAAUGUUUCCCCACCGAUUCGGAGUCGUCAUUUCCGGCCCCUCCCGGAAGUCGCUCGGUGGAGCUAAAUUUGAAACCUUCCGAGAGGCGGGAGCGCGGCCACGUAUUUGGACCUGUAGUGGUUUUCUUAGUUACCUGGGCCACUGGCGUCCUUCCAUCAUGCCUAUCCGUGCCCUGUGCACUAUUUGUUCUGACUUAUUUGACCACUCCCGAGAUGUGGCCGCCAUUCAUUGUGGCCACACUUUCCAUCUGCAGUGCCUUGUUCAGUGGUUUGAGACAGCACCAAGGCAGACCUGCCCCCAGUGCCGAAUUCAGGUUGGUAAAAGAACUAUUAUCAAUAAACUCUUCUUUGACCUGGCCCAGGAGGAGGAGACUUCCUUGGAUGCGGAAUUCUUAAAGAAUGAACUGGACAAUAUCAAAGCCCAGCUUUCCCAGAAAGAGAAGGAGAAACGGGAUAGCCAGGUUAUCAUCGACACUCUGCGUGACACGCUGGAAGAACGCAAUGCUACUGUGGAAUCUCUGCAGGAUGCCUUAGACAAGGCUGAGAUGCUCUGCUCCACAUUCAAAAAGCAGAUGAAAUACUUAGAGCAGCAGCAGGAUGACACUAAACAAGCACAGGAGGAGGCCCGCCGACUUAGAAACAAGAUUAAGACCAUGGAACGGAUUGAGCUCCUACUCCAGAGCCAGCGGCCUGAGGUGGAGGAAAUGAUUCGAGACAUGGGUGUGGGACAGUCAGCAGUGGAACAGCUGGCUGUGUACUGUAUAUCUCUCAAGAAAGAGUAUGAGAGUCUGAAAGAGGUACGGAAGGCCUCAGGGGAGCUGGCUGACAAGCUGCGGAAAGACUUAGUCCUCUCCAAAAACAAGUUGCAAACAGUCUGCUCUGAAUUGGAUCAGACCAAGCUGGAGCUAAAGUCAGCUCAGAAGGACUUGCAGAGUGCUGACAAGGAAAUCACGAGCCUGAAAAAGAAGCUAACGAUGUUACAGGAGACCUUGAACCUGACGCCAGUGGCCAAUGAGACUGUCAACCGCCUGGUUUUAGAGAGCCCAGCCCCCAUGGAGAUGCUAAACCCGAAGCUUCGCCUGCCACCCUUCCACAAUGCCAUUGACCUUGAUUCUACCUUCAACGUGAAUACCCCUACAGCCCAGCCUUCUGGCUCCCAGCAUGGCUGCUCCAAGAAGCUCUGCCUGGAAAAGGCAUGCUCUCCUGUUCAAGAUGUGCUAAGGAAGAUGCCCAAAGUUUCCAAACAGGAGUCCCAGCUCUCUCUGGGUGGCCAGCGCUGUGUAGGAGAACCAGAUGAGGAACUAGCUGGUGCCUUUCCUGUCUUCAUCCAGAAGGCAAUCCUGGGUCAGAAACAGUCCAAGAGGACUAUGGCAGAGUCCUGUCGCAGCACAGAUGUGGUAAGAACAGGCUUUGAUGGCCUUGGGGGCCGGACAAAAUUCAUUCAACCUACUGACAUAGCUGUGAUCCGCCCACUGCCGGUUAAGCCCAAAGCCAAGACUAAGCAGAGAGUGAGGAUAAAGACUAUGCAGCCUCCCUGUCAGACCAAGCUGGAUACCUUCCUGUGGUAAAGAGACUAGUAUAAGCAGUGGCCAGAUACAUACCUCCAACAAGAAGACUGGCCAGGCCAGGGAUCUUUUAGGGGAUGGGCUCUUUCAGGUCCAGUCCUGAGAGCAAGGGCGGAUGAGCAGACAAAGCUUCAAAUGACACCAAGAGACUGAACUUCCUGUGCUCAGUCUGCCUUACCCCACAACACUGGGCUUCUCUUUAGGAGUCCAUACAAUUCUGAUUGGCUCUUUGUUUUAAGCUCCCGUUUAUAGCAGUGGUCAUCAGUUGGCUGAGUUUUUUCUGGUUGUGGAGACUACAGUCACUUGUUGAUUGUUUGUAUGGAAAAAAGUACUUGAGGUUUCUCAAGCAACCUCGUCAGAGCUUCCUUCUGCCCUGGCGUAAUGCUAAGCAUGGCUUGGGCCAAGCAGAGUGGUGGAUAGAGGUAGUGGUAAGGCGAGGAUGGGGGAAAAUAACAAAAUAUUGUCUUUUCUUCCUGGUUCUGGGAUUAUACAUUUGCAUUGAGACUUUGGAAAACUGCUUAGGAUGACUUUCUAAAGGAGGAGCAUCACCUAGACUCAGACCUAGCAAUUUCAUUACUAGGUAUGGGAACUCUCAUAGGGCUUGAGAGACUCUAGCAAGAUUGAGAGUACUGCAGUUUUGCCCAGUCUGACCAGGGCAUAGCCCACAAGCCCUAAGGAGGAAAGUGGAUAGGUAAACUAUUUCUCCAUAAAGAGUUCACUCAUAGCAAGCACAAAAAAUUAGUAGUGGCCAAAUUGUGAGGUUUCAGGUCCUGCCUUUAGGGGCACUUUCUCCCAGAGUGUUUCCCUGCUUGACCCCUAGCCUGGCCAGGACCCCCUAAACCUCCCUCUCCAGCUAUUGAACAAGACUUUACUUAGGGCCCAGUAUGGGAUGAGAGGAACAGAAAGUGAGUAACUAGUUAAGGCUGAAGGUGCCCAGCUACUUUCUAGUAAAUCUAGAGAAACACUGGGCUAUACGGAUAGGUAAUCCUCUUAGUUAUGGGGCUGACAUGAGCUGAGGUGUAGUAAGGAUCAGUGCAGUAUCAGACUGAAGAGUAGAGGCUGGCUGCCAGCACCCUCUUCACCUGCUGAGUGUUCUUGUGUAAGUUACCUAGCCUCUGUGCUUGGCUUUCUUUAUAAAGUGGGGACAAGAGUACCAACAUCACAGGAGUGGGGAUCUAAUGAAUCAGGAUAUUGGUUAAGAACUUAUACAACUAAAUGAAAUAAGCCAGAUAUAAAAGGACUACAGUAUGAUUCUACUGAUAUGAAGUAUCUAGAAUGGGCAAGUUCAUAGAGACAAAUAAAAUAGUAGAGACAGAAGCAAAAUAGAGGAUACCAAGGACUAGGAAACUGGGGAGCUACUGCUUAAUGCUAAGAGUUUGGGAUAAUGAAAAAGUUUACAAAUAGGGAUGAUGAUUCCCCUCCCCCAAAUCCUGAAAACCCAAAACCAAACAAAACCCAAAAAACAAGACUGACCUAAUAAAUAUAUGGAAAUGUUGCCAUUCAGCCCGGCAUUCUUUGGCUCAAUUUAGACGGAAAUCACAGCUCUGUUAGCAGUCCUGAUGUCACCAGGUAACAUAAGUUAGUAAUGAAUCCCAUUAAUUUGCACAGCCAGCUGCUGGUUACUGCUGCUGCUGGUGGUAGAUCAGUUCUACCAUUUGCUGGUCUCUGUCGUCUGCUGUUCUCUGGAGCUCUUUGGUGUUAACAGCUCUGAGUGUUUGUCUUUCUUUGCAAACCAGCUGCUCAGUCCACACUACCUGGGAAAUGAAUCAAGAGCAGGUUUUACUAGAACACCAAAGUAAGUGUUUAUUUUAACAGGGCCUGUGCUGCAGCAAAGUGGGGCUGUUAUACAGGAGCAAGGCCUCCUAGACUAAAAUCAAAAAGUGUCUAGGAAGUGCUAUUUAUGUAGCAGCUGCCAGCCUGUUACAGUGAAGGUGAAGGCUGAAACCAGAGAAUCUUCUGGAGAGCUUGCUGUGAAUGUUGGGUAUGCAAAUAAGGGGCCCAGGUCCCUCUCCUGAUCUUAGCCAUUCCAGGAUGCUCUUUCCUUCAAAACUGCAACAGUAUAGCUGGGCAUGGUGGCCAACACCUGUAAUCCUAGAACUUCAGAGGGUGAGGCAGAAGGAUCGCAG
Fukomys damarensis (Damara mole-rat) is the source of this 5529-nucleotide messenger RNA. It is a transcript of the gene Traip, whose product is annotated as TRAF interacting protein. The record is from RefSeq and is a predicted model, not a curated record. The transcript has 15 exons. The coding region runs from base 1841 to 3406 and encodes 521 amino acids. Lineage: Eukaryota; Metazoa; Chordata; Mammalia; Rodentia; Bathyergidae.